This is a messenger RNA of Pedinophyceae sp. YPF-701, 978 nucleotides long. The record is from the annotation of a GenBank genome assembly. Lineage: Eukaryota; Viridiplantae; Chlorophyta; Pedinophyceae.
AUGGUGGCAGCGGCAGAUGUCAAGACGGCUGUGGCCGCCCACAGCGACUACAUCGUCAAGAACCAGGACACUAUCACCCUCAAGAAGGCGCGCCGCUACCUCGAGGAGCAGAUGGGGGUCCCGGCGAAGGCGCUGGACGAGCACAAGGCGCUCAUUGCUGCCUUGAUCGACCAGGUGCUCGUCGCGUCAAUCGAGGAGCAGAAUUCCAACAGCGCCAAGGACGGGGACGAGGAGCCGUCGCCGCCGAAGAAGGCGAAGACGGAGAAAGGCGGUUCCGGGAAGAAGGAAAGGAAGCCGGCGGCGAAGAAGAAGGAGAAGAAGCCGGCGCGCAGGUCCGACAGUGGGAGUGAGAGCGGGGACGGCGAUGCGUCCGCGAGCGAGGCCGACCCGGCGUCGGACAGCGACGACGGCACGCGCAAGGCCAAGGUUGCCCGGAAGCGCAAGUCCCCCGGGGCAGCGCACAAGAAGACAGGGAAGGCCGCCGGUGCGAAGAAGGAGCCGGAGGACCGCAUGGCGCGGCGCUGCACGCGUCUCUUCCAGCUCCUGCGCAUGGCCACCAUCAAACACUCGCGCCCGCACCUGUCCCGGCAGGCCGGCGGCGACCCCGCGGCUCUCGCGCGGCUCCUCGAGGAGAAGCUCGCGGAGCACGGCCUCGGCGUGGCGAGCACCGCUGCGGAAAUCUCUGCGGUGCGUGCCAAGCUGGAGCAGGCGCGCGACCUCGAGGGCAUCGACAGCGGCAACAUCAUCGAGGGGGGCAGGCGGCGCGCGGCCGAGCAGCCGCGCUUCACGUACGCGGAGGUCGAGGACGACGCGGGCCACGACCACGAGGGGGACUGCAGGGGCGAUGUUCAGGAUGGUGCGGGCGAGGACAGCGGAGCCAAUGCCGCGGAGGUGACGCCGCGGAAGAGCCCUGCGCCGGCGGUGUCGCCCGCCAAGAUGCGGCGCGCGGUGCUGGCGGAGUCGGACGACGAGUGGUGA